This is a messenger RNA of Mytilus trossulus (common blue mussel), 1401 nucleotides long. RefSeq names its product sulfotransferase 1A1-like. The record is from RefSeq and is a predicted model, not a curated record. Gene Ontology annotation, cellular component: cytoplasm. Gene Ontology annotation, biological process: sulfation. Gene Ontology annotation, molecular function: sulfotransferase activity. Bases 126 to 1031 code for a protein of 301 amino acids. Lineage: Eukaryota; Metazoa; Mollusca; Bivalvia; Mytilida; Mytilidae. The transcript is spliced from 7 exons.
AUUUUCUUCAAUAUUUUGUUCUAUUUAAUGACCUUCGAAAAAUUUUAUCUUGUAAUUAGAACUCGUAGUUUGAUUCAAAUACAACCUAUUGUCUAUUUGUUUGUCGAAUAAUCAUAAGUAAUAUAAUGAAUGACUCUGAAUUUCCACCUGUUAAUUUCAAGGACGAAGAAGUCACUGUACUCAGCGACAAUAAUGGCAACAGCGUAAAUGUGAUUGAAUAUGAUGGAUACUAUCUGGCAAAGAGGGCAAUAGAGAAGGGACGUAUUCCAGACCCUCGAAGUAAUAUACCAAAUAUAAUCAAAAUGGAAAUCAGACCAGACGAUGUAUUCUUAGUAGCUUACCCAAAAGCAGGUACUCACUGGACUUGGGAAGUUACUUCUAUGUUGAUGCAGGACGGCAAAGAACAAAAUCUAUCAAAAGAAGUAGCAAUGCUUCCAUUUGUAACACCAGAAAAAAUUGAUGAGCUCCCCUCACCAAGACUUAUGAAUAGCCAUUGUUAUUUUAAGCACCUACCGCAAGAAAUACUGAAGAGGAAAAAUAAGAUUAUAUUUGUAAACCGUAAUCCAAAAGAUGUGGCUGUAUCGUUCUUUCAUCAUUGCCAACAUGUUGCGGCUUACAAGGGAACAUUUAGCCAGUUUUUAGAUUUCUUCAUGUCAGAAAGAGUUUAUCACUCCGCUUGGUACAAAUUCAUGUUGGACUGGGAAAGGGUAUUCAAACAACACCCAGAGCUUCCAGUAUUGUAUGUCAACUACGAAGAUUUACACAAAGAGCCAAUGAGAGAAAUUGAUCGAAUAGCUACCUUUUUAGGUGUUCGAAAGUCUGAAGAGUUUUACAGAGAAAUAUCGAAAAAAUGUUCUUUUUCUGAACUUAAACAGUCAUAUAAAAAACGGAACAACAUGGAAUUUAUGUUUAGAAAAGGAGCUGUUGGUGACUGGAAGAACUGGUUUACUGUAACAGACAACGAAAGAUUUGACAAUUAUUUAAAAGAAAAAAUACCAAAUCCUUUUGUGAAAUUUACAUUCUGUAUAUAAUUCUAAUGUUUAUAACAAGUACAAUUACACUUUUUACGUUAGGAAUUUUUAGGUAAUAAAGUAACAUAAAUAUAAUGAGAACUAUCAAUUAUUAAAGAACCAAAUUACUUAAAAGUAAGCUGUGAAAGGUCACCGUACGGCCUUCAAUAGUGAGUAAAACGCAUUUAUUUAAAUAAGUAUAAAAUAUCAUCCACUUAGAAUGAAAUGGGGGUAAUAUGCUGGACUAUACUUUAAAUGUUGACAAAAGGACUAAAACAGCCAACACUAUCUAUAAAGUCGAUCAGACAGGAUAGUGAACGUUACAAUCUCAGUGUUAUGUAAAUGUAAUUAUUCAUAAGGUUAAAAUGUAGAAUAAAAAAUUUGCCAUUAA